CGGCUCGAGAGAGGGAGGCUGCGGCACCGGGAUCCCCGGAGCGACCCUCGGCAUCCGCCCGCCGCGCUGAGGCCCGGACGGGACUCAGCGGCCUCCGGGCCCGUCCCGGUCGGGCCCGCAUCGACCCCCAGUCCUCGCGCGCGCCCCGGAACGGAGCAGGGAGCUGGACCCCAGACGUCGAGACCCCUGGCGCCUGGAGGUGCGCGGGAGGUCUGCCUGGAACUGGCCCAGGUGAGGGCAGCAGACCUACUUCUGGUGGUGGUAGUGUGGCGGUGGCCGCAGCGGGAGCCAGGACUGAGGGCAAGGGGGAGCCAGGAGCCCCAGCCGUACUGCAGUCCCCAGCAUGGCACCGUUCCUGCGUAUCGCCUUCACCUCCUAUGAGCUCGGCUCCCUGCAGGCUGCGGACGAGGCCAGCCAGCCCUUCUGUGCCGUGAAGAUGAAGGAGGCACUUAGCACAGAGCGCGGGAAGACACUGGUGCAGAAGAAGCCCACCAUGUAUCCCGAGUGGAAGUCCACAUUCGAUGCCCACAUCUACGAGGGCCGCGUCAUCCAGAUUGUGCUGAUGCGAGCAGCCGAAGAGCCGAUGUCUGAGGUGACAGUGGGUGUGUCGGUACUGGCCGAGCGCUGCAAGAAGAACAACGGCAAGGCCGAGUUCUGGCUGGACCUGCAACCCCAGGCCAAGGUGUUGAUGUCUGUGCAGUAUUUCCUGGAAGACAUAGAUUGCAAACAGUCUAUGCGGGGUGAAGACGAGGCCAAGUUCCCAACAAUGAACCGCCGUGGAGCCAUCAAGCAGGCCAAGAUCCACUACAUCAAGAACCAUGAGUUUAUUGCCACCUUCUUCAGACAGCCCACCUUCUGUUCUGUAUGCAAAGACUUUGUUUGGGGUCUCAACAAGCAAGGCUACAAAUGCAGGCAAUGCAACGCUGCCAUCCACAAGAAAUGCAUCGACAAGAUCAUCGGCCGGUGCACCGGCACCGCAGCCAACAGCCGGGACACCAUAUUCCAGAAAGAACGUUUCAACAUCGACAUGCCGCACCGAUUCAAGGUUUACAACUACAUGAGCCCCACCUUCUGUGACCACUGUGGCAGCCUGCUGUGGGGGCUGGUGAAGCAGGGACUAAAAUGUGAAGACUGUGGCAUGAAUGUGCACCAUAAGUGCCAGAAGAAGGUGGCCAACCUCUGUGGCAUUAACCAGAAGCUCUUGGCUGAGGCAUUGAACCAAGUGAGCCAGAGACCCUUCCGGAAGUCAGAAACAGAGCCUGUUGGGAUCUACCAGAAUUUUGAGAAGAAGCCAGAAAUCUCUGGAGAAAUUGUCCCAGACAAUGGGACCUACGGCAAGAUCUGGGAGGGCAGCACCAGGUGCAACAUUGAGAACUUCACCUUCCACAAGGUCCUGGGCAAAGGCAGCUUUGGGAAGGUGCUGCUUGCAGAGCUGAAGGGCAGGAAGGAGUUCUUUGCGGUCAAGGCCCUCAAGAAGGACGUGGUUCUGAUCGAUGAUGAUGUGGAGUGCACCAUGGUGGAGAAGCGGGUGCUGGCACUCGCCUGGGAGAAUCCCUUUCUCACCCACCUCUUCUGUACAUUCCAGACCAAGGACCACUUGUUCUUCGUGAUGGAGUUCCUCAACGGGGGGGACCUGAUGUACCACAUCCAGGACAAAGGCCGCUUCGAGCUCUACCGUGCUACGUUUUAUGCAGCCGAGAUCGUCUGUGGACUACAGUUUCUACACAACAAAGGGAUCAUUUACAGGGACCUCAAGCUGGACAACGUGAUGCUGGACCAGGAUGGCCACAUCAAGAUCGCCGACUUUGGGAUGUGCAAGGAGAACAUCUUCGGGGAGAAACAGGCCAGCACCUUCUGUGGCACCCCUGACUAUAUCGCCCCCGAAAUCCUGCAGGGCCUGAAGUACUCAUUCUCCGUGGAUUGGUGGUCCUUUGGAGUCCUUCUCUAUGAGAUGCUCAUUGGUCAGUCCCCCUUCCAUGGUGACGAUGAGGACGAACUGUUUGAGUCCAUCCGUGUGGACACACCACAUUAUCCCCGCUGGAUCACCAAGGAGUCCAAGGAUAUUCUGGAGAAGCUGCUUGAAAGGGAUACAACCAAGAGGCUGGGAGUGACAGGGAACAUCAAAAUCCACCCCUUCUUCAAGACCAUCAACUGGACUCUUCUGGAGAAACGAGCCGUGGAACCGCCCUUCAAGCCCAAAGUGAAGUCCCCUGGAGACUACAGCAACUUUGACCAGGAGUUCCUGAACGAGAAGGCACGCCUCUCCUACACCGACAAGAACCUCAUCGACUCCAUGGACCAAACUGCAUUUGCUGGCUUCUCCUUCGUGAACCCCAAAUUUGAGAGACUCCUGGAAAAGUGAGACUUCCAGACAUGCCCCCCAACCCUCCCCAGCUGAGGAGCCUGCGUCAGCCAGCACGGCCUGCCCAUCCAGCCCGAGGCAGAGCAGACUGGGCGUCCCCCUUCAUCGGUACCUGCCCGCCCCCCCCCCAACAAUGAGCAACAGUGUGAUUGUCUGAUUUCUGCUGCUGCCACCCCCUUACCUCCAGGAGGGGCCUCAGCUCCUGUCUGGCUGGGCUCUUAUGGUACUUCUGUGAACUAUGUGUGAAUUUGCUUUUCCUCUGCCAUCAGAGGGAAAUUGUAAAUCUUGUGUUUCAUUACUUGAAUGUAGUUAUCUAUUGAAAAAAUAUAUUAUACACACACACACACAUAUAUAUAUAUAAUAGGCUGUAUAUAUUGCUCAAUAUAGAAGAAAUAUGAGGGACUGGUGAUCUAUUGAUUUUUUAAAAUAUAUAUGUAUAUAUAUACACAUAUAUACACAGAUACGUAUAUGUGACCGCAAAAAACAAAAAAGAGCACAAGCUGUUUGAACCACCAGGUUCUUUUAUCUGUGUGUCUGAAUAAACACCAAAUGGUACCGAC
This is a messenger RNA of Lynx canadensis (Canada lynx), 2922 nucleotides long. RefSeq names its product protein kinase C delta (gene PRKCD). The transcript is spliced from 19 exons. Gene Ontology annotation, molecular function: ATP binding; diacylglycerol-dependent serine/threonine kinase activity. The record is from RefSeq and is a predicted model, not a curated record. The coding region runs from base 344 to 2362 and encodes 672 amino acids. NCBI's taxonomy places the organism in Eukaryota, Metazoa, Chordata, Mammalia, Carnivora, Felidae. Gene Ontology annotation, biological process: protein phosphorylation.